UAUCACCACCUCCUGCAACAACCGAUUGAUAGAGCUUUAGACGACCCCGACGCCAACACAUAACGGGGAAAACUAUCGUCAAUACUGUAUAUUGUACCCGGUCUGAAGAAACAGGAUAUACCCUAGAAGAUCAUCUGCAAUCGUGUCCUCCAAAACAGCUUUCAAGCGACUGCAAGCGCGGCCCGGCAUGCGGGCAAAAUCAAAGGUCGAGGAAUGGAUGAACAGUCCGGGAGAGGCCACUGGGAGUGAUGACGAGGAGGACGAUGAGGCCCGAUCGGAUGCUUCUGAGGAUGGCGGCGAGGGUGCUGCCGAGGAACUGGAUCUCGAGGUCAUCGACAGGAAGGUGUUCAAGAGCAAGACUGGUGACAGGAUCAACUUUCUGAACAAGGAGAUCGGCAUCUCGGCAGAGUUCGCCAAGUCAACGGAAGCUCUCGAUUUGAUCAGUCUCCUAAUAGACGGUCUCUUCCGUCUGUCAGACGACAAGUCACACUUGGCGAUCAUCCGAGUUCUUGUCAAACUCGCGCAGAAAGAAUCGGAAGACGAGAGUGCCGAGGGCAAGGAUAGGCUAUGGAAGGUCAUCAUCAAGACGGCACACGAUGAGCUGGAACGAGCUAGUUCGCCUAGCCGGACAGUCGCUACGCACAACCUGUAUCCUUUCAUGACACUCGCACACGUCGCCUGGGACACUCUGGCGAGGAGCCGACCGGAUUUUGCUACAGAGCCUAUCUUCAAGCCGCUCGUCAUCUCGAUGGCGUAUGCCUUGGAUGGAAUCUUGACGCCGAGAGAAGGAAAGGCCAGAAUGAAGGAUGCAAUGCAGAAGGGUGCUGUGAUCAGGACCCGCCGGGUGCUUCGAGGCAACUAUCGUCUCAUCUCGGAGACAUUCGAAGCUCUGCAUCAGGCUCUUCCUAAGAUUGGCGAUCGGCUGUUACCCAUGCUCGGCGUGACCAUGGGUGUUGCGAUCCGUUUGAAGAUCGCACCGAAGCAAAAGGAUGCAGAUCAGGAGCUGCUCCGGGACAAGUACGCUCGGGUUUACAAGGAGCAGAUGACCAAGAUUUUCGUCGAGAGAAUCUUGAACGCCAAACAGCCCUUGCCUCGUCGAGCAUAUGCCGCUUUUGACGACUUGUGGACGGUGUUGGCAGACUCCAAGGUUUUCCUGGAGACGAUCGUACCUGCGGUUGACAAAAUGCUCACCAGGAGUCCUGAAACAGGUUUACCGGUGAUAACCCACAUCUGUGAUAUCUCGGCUGUGGACCUGUCGGCUCAGGUACCACAAAAGCUGGUCCCAGGAAUGAUAUCUGCUACAAAAUCAGCCAAAACGGAGAACCGGGCAGCUGCUGUAUCAUUCGGUAUUUCGCUCGCCAAACGACUCGAUGCUCAAGCUCAGGGCAAGAUGAUGCAGGAGACUCUGGCUUUACCGAUCAGCGGCAAAACCACCGGGCCCGAGAACCGGAUAGCGCUGUUCGAGGUCGCGGCCUCGAUACCUGCCAAUUCGUCGACCUCGGGACUUGCAGCUUCUGGCUUGAUCCCGCUUCUGUCGAAAGAGACCAACGAGACGGCCGCAGAGGCAUUGUGUGCCGCUCUUACCCGGCAUUUGACCUUCUGCACGGCUGAAGAUGUGGGUCAGCCCGACGAGAAGUGCUUGGCUAGCUUGAAGAAGGAUGUGACGUCCAUGAAGACGGUGCUCAGGCGGCAAGUCCUCUUGACGAUCGCCGACGCUCUUUGGGCAAGCGACGCUUCUGCUGCGUGGUCAACCGCGGGUUCGAAGAUGGCAGAAGCUAUCAUUCCCGGUCUGGAAACGGCUUUCAAAUCAGCGUCGACAUUGCUUCCCACCAGUGCUACGGGUGCGCUGCUCGAACCUUACAUGGCAGUUGCUCUGGUUGGAGGAUCUCUGGCUCGCCACUUGUCAUCAAACGCAAAAGUGACCAGUCUGCAAUCCACCGUAUCAGCAUUGAUGCAAGUCAAGCCAAAACCGUCCUUCCUGCUCAACGACAAGAUCUGGCGCAAGGUGCUGACUGAUGAGACGGACCCAAAAUUGAUCACGCGUGUCAAGACGUGGAUGCUAAGGGCGUUUGAGGUAGCGGUCGACCGCAAUGCGGAACAGAAGGUCGACCUUGCGAUUCGUCUCGCCGUGACUACUCCUUUGGUUGUCACUGCACUUGAAGGUGCUGAACACGCAACUAGGCAGUCCGCGUUGCUAGCCAUCCAAAAGGCCAUUGAGCGACAUCCUAAAUCGUUUGGAGACAACCUCACCGAUUCGAUCAACCUAUGGUUGGAUCAGCAGUCGGACGGCGAGCGACAGAUCGGAGAUAACGAAGGGCACUCAUCUCGGUCAUUGCAAACCCGGGCCACGACCCAAAUGAUUGCCAAGCUUAUCAAGACCCGAACAGAAUCUGCCGGAGCUGAUGCUCAAGGCCGAUCAGCAACAGAUGCUCUGCUUAUAGCCUGUCUCCUAUUGUUCCAUCAUCCAUAUUUCGGAGCCGCUGCAACCCAGGUCUGGCUUGAUACUGCGGUCACUGCCGGCUGCGAUCCCGCCAUCCUGGCCCAAAACAAUAUGGACCAGAUCAUGUCAAUGGUUCGCGAGACCUUGAACAGCAAAGAUGUGAACCGCGCUCGCAAGCAAGCAGCGCUGCAAGCUUUGACUACGCUCGUCUUUGUUGCGCCCCACCAUUAUGUCCCUGCUGUUGUGCAGGAGGUCACUGCUACUAUGGAUCCCCUCAAACUCGCUUUCAUUGGUGAAUUCGAGAUCGGUGUUUGGUCGACACCUGAGGGCGAGCUUUAUGUUGACGUCCUGAGCCAGAAGAAGGAGGCCGUUUUGAACAAGAACAGCAAGACAUACGCCCAGGACAAGUGGGACCAAGAAGUCAGGGAGUCCAUCGCCAAGAAGAAGGCAGGGUCAAGCGGUGGGGCUCUGUCAAAACAAGAUCAAGUCCUCGUCGACGCACAGGUAGCCAAAGAAACUACAACUCGCGCGCAAAUUUCCCAGGUCCAGCGUGAAUUCUUGCAAGGCCUAGAAGUCUUCAGAGCACUGCUCGACGGGCGGACCGAGGUAUUUGACAACCACCUGGAGCAGAUUCUUGCAGUCGUCAUCGCUUCCGCUGUUGGACCCGCUGCUUUCUUGGUUGGAGAUGCUGCAUGUGGCCUCUAUCUGGAUUUGAGCAGGGUAUGCCAGGAUAUCGAUGCCAACACCGCUAGGUUCGCUGGAGUCACCUUGUUGAGAGCUCAAGCCAGUCAAGGUCUAUCAAGCAAUUAUUUGAUCGAGGACAUCACUGACCAAUGCCUGAGGGUACUGCAUAGCCUGCACACCAGUAGCCAGCACGGAAAGAUCGAUGCGGUCACGCUAGUAUACGUUCUUCCUCUGCUGUCAUUGGUCAUUGCCAGCAGUGGACUUGGCGAUGGCGAAGCGAAGCGAGAGAGCGCGCCUGAGCAAUUGACUCUGGUCGUCGAGAUUCUGGCCAAUAUUGUCGUCAGCAUGAACUCUCUAAGCUAUCCCAGACUUGCGGUAGCGCGGGACCUGAUCUCUCUGUCGGAGCGCCAACCUGUCCAAGCCAAAGCGGCUAUGGCCGCUCUGGCUCGAUUGGGUGAAACAAUCGCCGAAACGGCAACCGCUGGAGAGGUGCAAGCGCUCAUCAAUGGGAUCCUUUCGCGGGAGAGUUACGUUCGGAACGGGUCUCUGCAAGCUUUACAACCGCUCGACUUGACUGAAUUGACUUUCCCCGUCGAAAUCUUUAUCGGUCGUUUCGACAACGAUGAGCCAAAUGUGGCCCUAGCCGACUCGCUGUGGGAGGAAAACGGUCUGGACGUCACCAGCGACUACAUCGAGAAGCUCCUACCGUUUUUGCAACACGACGUCGCUGUUGUGAGAAACGGAGCUGCACAAGCCAUCGCUGAAGCUACAGCGCAAUUCCCCGAGAACGUGAAACAUGUCCUCGAAGCCUUACGAUCGCUAUACGUAGAAAAAGCCCGCGUUCUGGCCCCUGAAUUCGACAAAUUUGGCAUGGUCAUCCCCGAAUCGCUGGACAGACAAGACCCGUCUCACAUCAGGGUGGCGGUAGCUCGGUCCCUUCAGGCGCUCAGCCCGCUCAUGGCCAAGGCACAUGUGCUUGCCCUGUUUGAUUUCCUGGUCAUCGAGGAGGCAUUGGGCGAUCGUGCCUCCGAAGUUCGUCAAGCUCUGCUUGCAGCCGGUGUGGCCGUUGUAGACGCGCACGGAGAUAAGGUCGUCAGCGAGCUGAUUGCGAGAUUCGAAGCUUAUCUUGCCCAGCCUGCAAACGCCAAUGUCGAGGCUGAUUUCGUCAAGGAAGGUGUUAUUGUCUUGUUCGGACGAUUGGCCAAGCAUCUUCCGCCUGGCGACAAGCGGACUCCAAUCAUUAUCGACCGAUUGUUGCUCGCUCUCGAAACGCCCUCGGAGAUCGUCCAGGUCGCAGUUGCCGAUUGUCUCCCGCCUCUGGUUAAAGUGGCUGCCGAUCAGACCGAAUCCUUCCUGGAUCGACUGUUCGAGUCCUUGACCACCGGUGCCAAGUACGCCGCUCGUCGGGGUGCGGCAUAUGGUCUCGCUGGACUCGUCAAGGGACGUGGAUUGUCAGUACUCUCCGAAAACGAACUCUUGUCGCGCCUGCAAGAGUCGACGCAGGACAAGAAGAACUACCAGGCCCGACAGGGUGCGGUCUUUGCAUACGAAACUUUGACGUCCACCCUGGGACGCGCUUUCGAGCCCUACCUGAUCUCGAUCAUUCCCUCGCUUCUGAGCUUGUUUGGUGACGCUCAGCCGGACGUCCGAGAAGCCACGAGUGAUGCUGCCAAGGUCAUCAUGUCCAAGAUCUCUGGACACUGCGUCAAGCAGAUCCUUCCUUUGCUACUGUCGGGAUUGGAUGAGAAGCAAUGGAGGACUAAAAAGGGGUCUAUCGAAUUGCUCGGAGCUAUGGCUUUCUGUGCCCCCAAACAGUUGUCUUACUCGCUACCGACCAUCAUCCCUCAAUUGACAGGCGUUCUGACCGAUUCUCAUGCCCAAGUCCGUACCGCCGCCAACACCAGUUUGAAGACUUUCGGAGAGGUACUCAGCAAUCCCGAAAUCAAGAAGUUGCAACCGACUCUUCUCAAAGCACUUGCCGAUCCCACCAGUAAGACGGCAACUGCUCUUACCGCCUUGCUCGCUACUUCCUUCGAGCAUUACUUGGAUUCGCCUUCGCUUGCGUUGGUUGUACCGAUCCUUGACCGUGGACUAAAGGAGAGGAGCUCAGAGACAAAGCGAAAAUCAGUCUUGAUUGUCGGAAACAUGGCAUCUCUGACCGAAUCAAGAGACUUUAUCCCCUACCUGGGACAACUUCUGCCUUUGAUUCAAGCGGUCCUGGUCGAUCCCGUUCCGGAAGCGCGAGCAACCGCGGCCAAGGCUCUGGGAACCCUGGUCGAACGUCUCGGGGAGGAAAACUUCCCUUCGCUCGUCACCAAGCUCUUGCAGACUUUGCGUUCCGACACCAGCGGUGUUGACAGGCAGGGUGCCGCCCAAGGUCUUAGUGAAGUGCUUGCGGGUCUUGGCGUCGGUCGGAUGGAGGGACUCCUGCCCGACAUCAUCAACAGUGCAUCGAGUCCUCGUCCGUACGUGCGGGAAGGUUUCAUCUCGCUUCUCAUUUACUUGCCUGCAACAUUUGGCCAGAGAUUCGCACCUCAUCUGGGACGAAUCAUCCCGCCCAUCCUUGGAGGUUUGGCGGAUGAAUCCGAGUACGUCCGAGAGGCCUCCAUGCGUGCAGGUAAGAUGAUUAUUAGCAACUAUGCUAGUCGGGCCAUCGAGUUGUUAUUGCCCGAACUGGAGAGGGGAAUGCUCGAUCCGUCAUGGCGGAUCCGACAGUCCUCGAUCUCCCUUACUGGUGAACUGCUCUACAAGGUCACCGGUAUCAGCGGAAAAGUCGAAAUUGAGGAAGACGAAGCGCCUGCGCAUCACGCGGACACCGCCAGAAAAGCGCUGGUCGAAGCUCUGGGUCAAGAGGGCCGUGACCGCGUUCUCGCGAUUCUAUACAUCGUCAGGCAGGACGAUGUGGGCUCUGUUCGUCAGGCCUCGAUUCACAUUUGGAAGGCACUGGUCCACAACACUCCCAAGACUGCUCGUGAGAUUCUCCCCACUCUCUUCAAGAUGAUGGUAGAUCUCAUGGGCAGUGAGAUCAACGCUCAGCGCGACGUUGCUAGUCGAACUUUGACCGAGCUUUGUCGCAAGAGCGGUGACCGGACCAUUGGGGAUAUCAUUCCCAUGAUGCGAUCCGCUGUUGCCAACCCAAUGCCUCGAACUCGAGAAGGUGCUUGUUUGGCUCUGGCCGAGCUCAUUGAUAAUACCUCAAGCGAUCAUCUGGAGGCUCAUGAAGAUACUGUCAUCGAUGCGGUCCGAGCCGCGCUUAUUGACGAGGACUCAGCCGUCCGUAUCGCUGCUGCUCGUGCGUUCGAUGCGCUCCAAGAAGCCAUUGGACCGAAGACUAUCGAACGCACCAUCCCCACUUUGCUCGAAGCCAUGCGUACUCCUGGAGAAAAGUCUGAGACUGCUUUGAUGGCCCUGAAGGAAGUGAUGAGUGUCCGAGCCACGACCGUCUUCCCCACUCUACUACCUACCCUUACAGCUCAGCCGAUCACGGCGUUCAACGCUCGGGCUCUGGCUGCGUUGGUGACAGUAGCAGGCGAAGCCUUGAGCAAACGCUUGAGUAGUGUCCUCAAACCCCUCGUCAAAUCCAUGGAGAAUGAGAAGGACGAUCAGAUUAAGACCGAAGUGCAGACCGCUAUUCGAGCUCUUUUGUCCUCUAUCGAAGACGAAGAGGGAAUGGAGACGCUGCAGAUGUUGCUGCUUGGGUGGGCCAGAGAAGGUAAACCCGCCCGAAAAGCACAGGCUUGCCAGAUCCUGGCUACGCUUUGCGAGGUCGCCGAAGUUGACGCCUCCGAAUACCGUGUGGACUGGGUUACGCAACUGGUGUCGUUGUUCAAUGAUCCGUCGGAUGAAGUUGUACUUGGCGCAUGGACCGGUCUGGACGCUCUGGUCAAGUCAAUACCCAAGGACGAGUUGGAGGACUUGGUCGUUCCCCUUAGGAAAGGUAUCGAAAACUUGUCGGCUCCUGGAGAGGAAGUGGCCGGAUUUUCGAGGUCGAAGGGUGCUCAGCCCAUCGUCCCUAUCCUUUUGGCGGGUCUUCUAAGCGGAACCGAGCAACAAAAGGAGCAAGCCGCUUUCGGAAUUGGCGAGCUUGUCCAACGGACUUCAGAAGCGGCCAUCAAGCCCUACAUCAUUCAGCUUACCGGACCGUUGAUCCGAGUCAUUAGCAGCGGUACCUUGGCCGCGCAGAUCAAGGGGGCCAUAUUGUCUACGCUCACGGUCCUGCUGCAAAGCGUGCCGCAACUGGUGCGACCCUUCCAUCCGCAAUUGACUCGAACAAUGAUCAAGAGCGUGACCGACACCUCAAGCUCUUCCGUCAGGAGCAAGGCCGCUGCGGGAUUGGGAGAGCUCAUGAAGCAUCAGCCACGUGUCGAUCCCUUGGUGACUGAACUAUUGACCUCAGCCAAGCAGGUUGACGCUGAAAUCGCGCCUGCUGUGGUGAACGCUUUGGCCGUAGUGACGGAAUCUGCUGGAAAGAAUAUGGGUGCUCAGGUCAAGGAAGGUCUGAAAGAGCUGGUCGAAGACGCCGACAGCACGCCUGGCCCAUAUGCAACUGCCAUCCGGAAACUGAAGCAAGCUCUCUCCGGGGAAACGAAGCCCGUACAACCCGAGAGCGCAUCGUAUGUAGAGGAAUGAUAUAGAUGUGUCACCGUUGUAACUGAUUAUAUUGACAUGUAUUUGACCCUUUCUGCCAGCCGCACCGC
Messenger RNA from Filobasidium floriforme, 7821 nucleotides. RefSeq names its product regulation of translational elongation-related protein. Gene Ontology annotation, cellular component: cytosol. Bases 188 to 7753 code for a protein of 2521 amino acids. Gene Ontology annotation, molecular function: protein kinase regulator activity. The record is from RefSeq and is a predicted model, not a curated record. Gene Ontology annotation, biological process: cellular response to amino acid starvation; regulation of translation. The transcript is spliced from 17 exons. Lineage: Eukaryota; Fungi; Basidiomycota; Tremellomycetes; Filobasidiales; Filobasidiaceae.